Molecule: messenger RNA, 1788 nt
Organism: Clavispora lusitaniae ATCC 42720
Lineage: Eukaryota; Fungi; Ascomycota; Pichiomycetes; Serinales; Metschnikowiaceae
Gene: TOM70
Product: protein channel
Biological process (GO): protein import into mitochondrial matrix; protein insertion into mitochondrial inner membrane
Cellular component (GO): mitochondrial outer membrane
Molecular function (GO): protein binding; transmembrane protein transporter activity
Source: RefSeq, a predicted model, not a curated record
AUGUCUGAAUCGAAUUUUUUUGCAAGAAACAAAACAGCAAUUGCUGUUACCGUUUUGGCAGGUGCUUCUGCUGUUGGUGCUUAUUACUUAUACAGCCAACAAAAGGACCAAACAAUUCUCCCUGAUGCGGAUAAGGCACCAAAGAAAAACAAGAAGAAGAAGAAGACUUCUAAGGAACAACCUAAGGACGCCACUGAAAAAACUCCGGAAUUGGCUGAGGAAAAAGUGCCUUAUCCUGUUAACUCGCAAGGUUUUCCCGAGAUUACUGACGAAAUGAUCGAAAAAUUGAAUGAGCAGGAGAAGGAAGAGUGGGCUCUUGCUUUGAAGAGAGCGGGCAAUGAGAAGUACAAGCAUGAGAAAUUUGAAGAUGCUAUUGUUUUCUACAGCGCUGCUUUGAAGUUGAAGGAAGAUACCGUCUUUUACUCCAAUAGGUCAGCAUGUUAUGCGGCCUUGAAUAAACACGAGGAGGUGAUUAAGGAUGCCACUGCCGCAAUCAAAAUCAAGCCAGAUUACGUAAAGUGUAUCUUGCGUCGUGCAAACUCAUAUGAAGCCUUAGAGAGAUACCCAGAUGCUAUGUUCGACUUAACAUCCUUAACAAUUUAUGGCGGAUUUAACUCCAAAUCGGUCGAACUGACUUUGGAAAAGGUUUUGCAGAAACACUCUUUGAAGAUAGUGGAGGAAGGCUUGAAGAACAGGGUUCCUGAAUUACCAUCUGCUACUACAGCUGGCUCAUUCUUUGGUGCUUACGUUACAGAAACAUCUCCUGAGGGUAUUUCGGAAGAGAGCACUGGUGCUGACAAGUAUUUAUUUGAAGCUUUGGCCGCCAUUAACGAAAAUACAAUGGAUGGCUAUGAAAAAGCGGACACUCUUUUGAACCAAGCUGUCGAGGCCUACGGCGUCGAUAAUUUGACAGCCGAAUCUGAAGAUGCAGCCAAGGCUUCCAUUGCUUUGGAGUAUGCAGCUACUAUGCAAUUCUUGAAGAACAUUCCUAAUGAAGCUGCUGUUCUUAUUCAAAAGGCCAUUGACUUGAAACCAAGAGCCAGAACCUAUGUUGUGAGAGCAUUGAUCAAUGCUGACAAGGCCUCUUUUGCCGAAGCAAUUGCUGAUUUUGAAACCGCUCAAAAAAUAAGCCCUGACUGCGCUGAUGUUUACUACCACUUGGGUCAAUUGUAUUACCUUACUUCCGAUUUAACGAAGGCUGAAGCCAAUUUCUUGAAGACCAAGGAAUUGAACCCAGAAAACCUUUACGCUUACAUCCAGUUGGCUUGUAUCACCUACAAGAAGGGAAACUUUGAAGAAGCUCAAGCAGCAUUCAAGGAAGCAAGAUUGAAGUUUGCCACCUCUCCAGAAGUUUUGAACUAUUAUGGUGAAAUCUUGGCUGACCAUGGUGACAUAAAAGAGGCUAUUAAACAAUACGAAAUCGCGGCAAGAUUGCAAGAAGCUUUGAAGACUUUCAAUGUUGGUGCUGUCCCAUUGAUCAACAAGGCUUCUUUGCUUUCUAGAGAGGGCCCAGAUCGCUUGGCCGAGGCUGAAGAGUUGCUCACAAAAGCGUGCGAGUUAGAUCCUAAGUCAGAAACUGCAAGAGUUUCCCUUGCUCAGGUGAAGUUACAAACUGAUAAGCCCGAAGAAGCUAUCAGUUUGUUUGAAGAAGGUUCCAGAUUGGCUAGAACAAUUGAGGAGAAAAUUCAAGCGACAUCUUUCGCAGAAGCUACUAAGAUGCAAGUAAGAAUCAAGGCUGAUCCAAUUUUGAGCAAAAAGAUCCAAGAGUACAUGCGUGAAAGCUUUUAA